This is a messenger RNA of Hypanus sabinus (Atlantic stingray), 4626 nucleotides long. It is a transcript of the gene zzz3, whose product is annotated as zinc finger, ZZ-type containing 3. The record is from RefSeq and is a predicted model, not a curated record. The transcript is spliced from 14 exons. Gene Ontology annotation, molecular function: zinc ion binding. The coding region runs from base 335 to 3109 and encodes 924 amino acids. NCBI's taxonomy places the organism in Eukaryota, Metazoa, Chordata, Chondrichthyes, Myliobatiformes, Dasyatidae.
UGGGAGGCGGCAUGGCCAGGGCCAAGAUGGCGGGCGGGCGCGCUGCAAGCCGUUGCGGAAGUGAGGAAAGCUGGACUUUGCAAGAGCUUUCGUUAACCGGGGUCCAGGGACACCUACGCUUCUCCUGGGAUGCCUGGAAAUUGUUCAGUGGUUGGAACUGAUAAGACUGGAGCAGCACAAUCUCCCCCUCUUAAGUAUGACUAACUGAAGAGCAGAGUCCUAAGUGACGGUAUGCGGGACUUCUCCAAUGCCUGAACAAUGAAUGCAAGGUUUUCUUCACUUGGUGCUCAUGAGACAAUCAUGAUGGUGGUAUUUUAGGAAUUUGCCACAUAGUAUGGCUGCUUUUCGAUCCCAGCGUGUUACAAGGUCUUCAGUUGGGUCGAAUGGUUUGGAUGAAAACUUCUGCGGACGAACUUUGAGGAAUCGGAGCAUAGUUCAUCCUGACGAUUCCUCCCCUCUUCCUCAGUUAAGAUCGCGAUCACCGAAGAAGAAGCAAGAAGCCACACCACAACAGAAAGGCACAAGCAGUGGGAAAGUUAGUGAAUGUAAGCAGCACCAGACCCGAGAGUCCUGGGCGAGCCCUAGAAAAAGGGGACCCUUUUGUUCUGAGAAAGAUAUUCACGAGAAAAAGCCUUUGGACAUCUGUGACCCGGUAUUGCCCGUCUUCAAACGGGUAAAACGAUGCUCCCGCUCAGAGCCUGCGGAUGGCUUGGAGGAAGCAUCGCCACCUGUUAAGAACGAAAAGACUUCGCUCGAGCGAAGAAGCUCGGUUGUAAGCAACGAUGGGGACUCAGCACAGCUCAAACGUGCUCGACGCUUUCUUUUACUGGAUGAUUGUGACAAAAGGGAGAUCAAAAGGGUGAAGGAUUUGGAUGGCGGACAUGAGGAUUCAUUGCUGCUGAAGGAGGUGUCGGCUCACCAGGCUGCUAAUGGGAUCAAUGAGAAAGAUGUUGCUGCUGUUCCAGAGCAUAGUGAGUGUGAACCUCUUCAUUUGAACAAUAAACCAAAACAUGUUGAUAUGCGCGCUCCCAUUUCACCAACAGAAACUGAAAACAUUAAUUCCAGUGGCCAUUCACUGCUGCUCAAUGGCAGUAAAUUGGCCACUAUUUCAGAGCCUGACGUGCCUUCUAGAGACUCGGAGUGGGAAGACCACAAGACUGUAAGUGAUUGCCACUCUGUGUCGCAAACCAGUCAGUCACAGCAAUCUACUGCUUUUUUAGCAACUGAAAACCCAUCGCAAAUCAGGGAAUCAGAGGAAGAAGUCGAUGUUGUGGGGUAUAGCUCAUCCCUGUUGAAGGAACAGUGUUUUGAAAAUGCCAAUUGCAGUAUAGAUGCUGCUCAGGAUGUUGAACAGAUCUCAGGGAUGGCUGACUUUUCUGCAGUGCCAGACUCUGGAUUAGGGUCCUUGUUUAAAUCCCAAGAACACAGAUAUGCACUGAGAACUUCGCCAAGAAGGGCUGCGGUUAACAAGGGCAGCCCUCAAAAGAUGUGUUCAUCCCCCAGAGACAAUGGGCAGGUGGAAGAUAAAUUUCCCAGUCUUAAUGAAUGUGAAGUGGACAUCGGUGCUGUAGUGGCUGCAGACAGGGAACAUUGUGCGAAAUUGGAAGAGGAUGUCUCUCAGGCUAAAAGGGAGCUGCCUCUAGAUGGGGCUGGAGACAAUUGCAGUGGUAAUGUACCCAACUCACCUGCGCAGCAGGGGCUGGAUAGAGGGCAUUUGCCCCCAAGCAGGGAGAAUAGCAGCCAGCAGUCUAGAGAAGAGGAGGAGGAGGAAGAGCCUGAUGUAUACUACUUUGAAUCUGACCAUGUGGCACUGAAACACAACAAAGAUUACCAGAGGCUGCUACAGACCAUUGCUGUAUUAGAAGCCCAGCGGGCCCAAGCUAUUCAAGAUCUGGAAUGUUUAAGCAAAUAUCAGAAGGAAGGUCUGAAGGAACCCAUAGCAUUUGUAGAAAAUCUCCAAAAGAAGGUAGAGCAUAACCAGAUCCUAAUGAAAACGGAGGCUUCAAUAUUCACUGGAGAAGUGGUUGACAUGGGGCUUCCUUGUCCGCAAAGAGUGGUUCAGCUGCCUCAGAUUCCGUGGGACCAUUAUACAUCUGGAAUUGGACAUUUUGAUAAAGAAUAUAGAAAUAAGAAACACAACACAAGGAGGUUAAAACUCAUCUUUGACAAAGGAUUGCCUCUGAGACCAAAAAGUCCUAUGGAUUCCAAGAAAGAUGCAGAGUCAUCAUCCUCUUCUUUUUACUCUUCAGUGUUGCCUUCUAGUGAUGCCCCUGACAUAAUGACAUCAAACAGUCGUACACAGGUAAUACGAGGAAGAAUUUGUGAUGACUCCAAAUCGGAAACGUUUAACCAGCUAUGGAGUGUAGAAGAACAGAAAAGAUUGGAGGAACUGCUUCUUAAAUAUCCCCCCGAAGAAGUGGAAACACGACGCUGGCAGAAAAUAGCAGACAAAUUGGGCAACCGUACUGCCAAGCAGGUUGCCAGCAGGGUGCAGAAAUAUUUUAUUAAGUUGGCUAAAGCUGGGAUCCCUAUUCCAGGAAGAACUCCAAAUGUGUACCUGCAUUCAAAAAAGUCUUCAAACAGACGCCAGCACCCUCUCAAUAAGCACCUCUUCCGGCCAUCCACCUUCAUGGCAUCACAUGAACCUCCAGUCUACAUGGAUGAUGAAGAUGACCGGGGCAGCAUUUACAGCAGUCAGCUAGAUGCAGCUGCAGAUGACGAGGUCUCGGAUGAAGAAAGUAUUCCACCUUCAUGUCGACAGAUGGCAGAAUACAAAGAGUUGCUAUGCUUGAAGAAACUGCGGAAGCAGAAACUUGAGCUAAUACAGGGGGAAAGCAGUUUUGUACAACAUAUUGGGUAUAAGUGUGAUAACUGUGGCAUGGAGCCAAUUCUUGGAUUACGGUGGCAUUGCCAAGAUUGCCCACAGGACAACUCGGUAGAUUUCUGUGACAGUUGCUCGGACUGCCUGUAUGAAACAGAGAUUCACAAGGGCGACCAUCAGUUGGACCCAAUCUACAGAGCUGAGACAUUUCUGGACAGAGAUUACUGCAUGUCUCAGGACACUAGUUACAAUUACCUUGACCCAAAUUACUUCCCAGCAAACAGAUGACGAAGAGGGCAUAGUUGGGGAGGAAGAAAAUGAACUCCUAGUGGGCGUUGAUUCAUGCUCUUUGGUGCAUCACAAUGAAAAAGGCUCCAUUUGUUGAUUCCAUGCACAGAUCAGAAGGGUCCAGCUGCUGUUUCAAGUGUGCCCACAACUGAUGGCUUCUUUGGGCAUCCUCAACUGUGGCCCCAUGCUCCCUGUGGUCCUUUACAAACCAUUCAAUGGCAGCUGAACAUUCCUAACAUGCAACAUGUUUCCUUAAGAUGCCUUCAAACCAUGUUUUCUCUUCCUCUUUCUUCCUCCCUCUCCCCCCUCACUCUCUCUCUUCCUCUUUCACUUUCUUUCUCUCUCCCCUACCCCAUCCCCUCACCCCUCCCUCUCUCUAUCUCCCUGUCUUUCCCUGUCAUUCAUAAAGUUCAGUUGCUCUCUGUUGAUGCAGAUGGAAGAGGAAGGGAAGAUCUGAAGGUUGCAGAAUGCGCAGGCCCAGUCAUUUAAUUCCAAAGGCAAGAUCGGUUUCUGUGAUACUGACUGUUCUCUUAAACCAUAAAAUGAUGUAGAUAAAUGUCUAUUUAGAUGAGUAUUUAUGGAACCACAUGAUACAUUAGAUUUGCUAUUAUGUCGUGUAGUAUAUAGUCCUACCUACACAAAGAGAAGGCUGCCUUUUGGUGUUGGAAGGGAAGUUUUAUGUUUUAUAUAAGAGAGUUUAAUGAGCUAGCAAAGUUGAUGGUAGAGGUGCAGAGUCUAGUUAUGAUCCAGUGCGCUGGGUCUGCUGAACAUAACCAGCUGCCUCCUCCCAAGUAGGUCUUUCACCUUCCAUCUCUCAGUCCCUCCACCAAGCAACAACACAAAGCACUACAUGAGGCAAAGAACCUUGGGGACAAUAAUAAAACCUGGCUGCAUUUUUCUUUGAAACCACCCCCGCAUCCUUCCCACAAACAAAGCUGCACAGUUGAAGUUUGAAUACAAGUCAGUCGUCAGUGAACGUGUUUUUAGAUGUAAUGUGAUAUAAAACGACUAUGUAAUGUGUACAAAAAAUAUGGUGAAUUAAGUACAGUGGUAGCAACAGUGUACAACACUUUAUACAUUAUAUAUCUAUACACGUGCGCGUGUGUGUUUGUGUGUAUAUGCACACUCUCACACACACCCACUCACUUCAAAUUCAAUAGAGCCCCUACCAUAAUCCCAUAAAAUGAGAGUUGGCCAUACAACUCAUUAACAGAACUGCCUAUAAAAGAUAAUCAAGUAUUAUAAUAAAUUCCCUUUUUUGUAGUCUGCACAUAAGCUCAGUUUGCUGAAAGAUUGUAUUUUUACUAUGUAUUUAAAUGAUUGAUUGAAACUAGUCAGCAGUGAGCACGGGCUUCAGCUGCAAAUGUUUUUACCAGUAGUUGUGCAUUGAAUAGAACAUUUUUGUACGGUUUCAUUUUCUGGCCUCAUAUCUGUGUGUAUGCAACAUGUUCUUAUACAGAUGUACAACUGUCAGGAGAGCUGUGAGAAAUAAAAACCACGUGGAACUAGUCUCCUUA